GUGGUGGUGGCGACGACGACUGUGUCUGACGAGAGAGAGAGAGAGAGUCAGCUUCUCACCGAUGUCUGUUGUGUAUCAUCUUGUCUGCUUUCAUUUAUUGUAACAUACAUUCGUGCAAUAAACACAGACACACAACACACACUCAUACAUACACCCACCUAUACAUACAUAUCCAUAUAUAUAUAUAUAUAUAUAUAUACAUAUAUAUAUAUAUAUAUAUAUAUAUAUACAUAUAUAUAUAUAUAUAGGCACACACACAACAGCUUUACACCUAUGUGGAGGUGAGGAGGUGAGCUUUUUCCCCAGCUUCACUGCGACAGGAGAAGAAGACUUUGAAUAUAUUCCAGAAUAUUAAACUUGGACAUAAUUAUGUGACCCUAACUCUAAUCACCAUUGGAUUGUAACUACUCUAUUCGGAUAUUACUUGUAUAUGAUCCAGCCUUUGCUAGAGGAAUGGCUAUCCUUACUACUUGUGAAAUUUAAAGUCAGAUGUACCUGGAUUAUCUAAAAACAAUGGAAAGUUACCUUGUUCAAACUCAAGAGGAUUUGGCUCAUCUAUUUGAUUAUAAAACUGUUCAUGUUGUUUUGGGAAAUGAAUCAGCUGAUCUGGAUUCUGUGAUUUCAUCUCUAGUUGAAGCAUUUUAUUUGUCUCGAACAAACAAAGCAGAUGAUGUGCUUAUCAUUCCUGUUAUAAAUAUUUGCCGGAGAGAUGUCCACUUAAGAAAGGCAUUGCAUCAUGUGUUGAAGCAACAAGGAAUUCUCUGUGAUGAUUUGAUAUAUCGUGACGAUGUUGACCUCCAGAAACUCCAUUUCCAUCAGAAGCUCAAGCUGACCCUUGUUGACCAAAAUGUUUUGCCUUUAAAGGAUGUUUCCUUGGAAGAUUGUGUCAUUAGUGUUAUUGACCAUCGUCCGAGAGAAAGACCAGAGUCCAGUGGAUGUGAAGUCAACAUAGAACAAGUUGGGUCUUGUUGCACACUCAUUGCAGAACAAAUCUUCACCAGUCACCAGCCGAGUACAAUUGAUGAAAAGGUGGCUGCUCUUUUGUUCAGUACCAUUAUUUUUGAUACUAUAAAUAUGAGUAAAGAAGCUAAACGUGGAACUGCAAAAGAUGAAGAAAUACUGCAGCGCUUGGAAAAUAUUCUACCAAAUUGCAAUCGCUGUGAUGUUUUUGAACAAAUCAAUAUUGUUAAAUACGAUAUAAGUGGAUUCACAAGUUUGGAUGUUUUAGAGAUGGAUUUGAAAGUAAUAUCAAAAAACGAUAUCAAUAUUCCAAUGUGUUCAGUAACAGUACCUAUUGAAGAUCUCAUUAAAAGGGAUGACUUUGAAAGCAGUUUGUAUAAAUUAUCAGAAUUACAUGAUGCUAAAGCAAUUGUCAUAAUGUGUAUGGUGAUGUUGAAUAAAGACAACAUAAAACAAGACCUUGCUGUUUUCUCAAUGUUUAAACCAGCACUUGAUAAGAUAGUGGACGUGUUGUGUAGUAGCAGCGAGCCAUCUUUGCAACUUGAAAGAAUUCCUUAUGAAUCAACCAAUUUAACAAUAUUUUCACAAAAGAAUAUCGUAAUUACUCGUAAAAAAGUGCUUCCAAUACUAAAAUCUCUUAUCUCUAAUGAAGAUUUUUCUAGGCUCUUUGAAAAUCCAGAUCAAAUCAAUGGUGCUAGACAGGAUAGUGAAUUGGCAUCUGGUGGCAUUGCAGGUGUUAUUGAAGAUAAUAUGAAGCAUGGGAAUAAAUAUAGUGACAGUGCAUCAUCGUUAAGUGGUACUUCUAUGAGUGGUACUGAUACAUCUACCGAAAUGUAUGAGACCUUCAGUCCGACUACAAAUAUAGAUCAAUCUGCUAUGCAAAUUGACAAUGCUGUUUUCGUAUCUAAAAUGCAAACAAAACCUGAUGCUGCUGACCAUAAUAAUUCUCACAUUGUGUUAGCAAAUGUAGAUAAUUCGCUCAAUGAUAGUGAAUACAAUUCCACAAUUGAUAACAUGCAUUUUUUAAAUAAGCAACAUAAUGUUGACAAUAUGGUUUGUAUGACAAGUGACCAACCUCUUAUUACUGUUGGUACCGAGAAGGCAAUAGUGCAUCCUGAAGCAUCUUCUGGUAUUGCAAGUCCAAUGGAGAUUGUAUCAGAUCAAACUUCAGAACAAGGCUCAAGUUAUCCUGUAACACCACCAAAUAGCUUCAUGGACUCUAAUUUUGGAAGUUAUAUGAAAGAUUAUCAUUUACCCAGUUUCAAUAGUGCUGAGAUGGUGAAAAGAAUCAAUGAUAAAAAGGCUUCUCUUCAUCCUUAUGAAGAUAUAGAAGUUUGUGGAAGCAACAACAAGAAUGCUUCAUCAAAUUUUCCAUACACACCUCAGAACAGCUUUGUUGAAAGUGAAUUUGAUAGUAGUUUUGCUAAGUCGAUAACUCCUGACAGUAUCGAAGAUAUUUUAGGGAAAAUCGAUGAGGCAAAUAAUCAUUCUAGAGCUGCUAUCAACCCUGAUUAUGCAAAGCGGUCCAACGGAGAAAACAUUGGUUUUCAUUGUUGUUCUGAUUUUGAAACUGAAACCGUUAGUGAACCUAUAGAUACGAACGAUAUUGCGGAUGUUGCUUAUUCCUUGGCAAAUGAAAUAAUUCAGAACUCGCUGGAAACUUAUCCUUGUGAAGAUAAAUUAAAUGAAAGUCUACAGGUUGAGGAAAAGCGAUUAACUCCCCUUGUUAAAUCUCGGAGUGAAGGUACAACUAUAGAUUUGUCAACUAAAAGUGAAUGUCCGAAAUCUCAAAGUGACGUUAUAAAUUUGUCAAACGUCCUUGAAACAGACUACGCCAGACAGUUUGAUCCAUUCAAUGGCAGAAUGGAUUAUUCUCCUUUCUCCUUAGAUUAUGCUGAUUACAUGGCCAAAAGAGGAGUUGCAGAAAGUGCUUCGAAAAUCAGUUGGGGAUCCUACUCUGACGAUAUUACAGUGAGUUCAGAGAGCACGAAAUCCGAGGAAGGAGUUCACGUGAAAAAAUCUGAAUCUUGUGACAGCAAAACCAAAAUUGUCAACGAUAGUAAAAUAAAAAGCUCCAAUUCAUUACCUGAAGUCUCAUUACAAAGUUUUCCAAAAAUCAUUAAACCUCCUGAAAGUAUUCUAAGCAGUAUUGACGACAACCUUUCCGAUUUGACAACUGUAUCACCGACGAAAAGUAAUCUUGCUCAUGACAUUUCAAACAGUGAUAUGGAAGGGGAAUUAGCCAUUGAAGAAGAUUCUGAUCUCGAAGACGGAGAGAGAGAUUUUGCUGCCCAGUUAAGGGAAAAAUUGACUCAAAUUGGGAACACCGGUGAGUUGAAUUUUCCUGGGUUCCAGCACGAAGGUAUUUUUUCUCCAGAAGAAUUAAAAUCUGGAAUCAAGAGAAUGACUAAUUUAAACACCUCUGAUUUCAAUCAAAUUGCUAAUUUCUCUGCUGAAGAUUUACGUGAAAAACUGGAAAAGAUUGCACUUGAUGAAAACGGUGCUGUUGGUGGGUUGCGAGAGUUUAAUGCCUACGACAGUGAUUCCGAUUCAGAAACUAGUUUAACUACUUUAGAAGGCAACCUCCAUGCAAAUGAAUCUGCUAGUCUUUCUCCAAGACCUUUAAGUAGUGGGUUGAUGGAAAUUAUUGAGGAAAAUGAAGAAGAAGAAGAAGACAAUGAAGAAAAUUGCGAAGAAGUUUUUCCAAAAGUUUCUGAAUCUUUAAAGUCAUUCCAAAAUGAGAACAUAUCACUCUUUAAUAAAACGCCUUUGCAAGAUAAUACUCUAAGUUCUCGUGAAAAUAAAGAAGCUUCUCUGCAAAGUGAAGCCAAUGUUGGGACAAGUAGUGAAAAUAAAGUUAAUAAUAAAGCAGAACCAGUCGUUCUUCGGAGACAUGGAAACAAAGAAGUGUUCCAUACAACAGCAGGAAGGAUUAGUAUUUCUAUUGACAAUACAGCAGGUGAUCCUUCUUCAUCCGUAAACACCGACAGAGAAAGUACAGAAGAAAUUGGUAUUUUGGAUUACAAACAGACACAUCGUGAGGUAGGAGAAAUCUUGGCUCGGGUUAAAAGCGCCAUUAUGCGUGCAGAUGCUGAGCUUAUGUUGUCGUCGUCAUCUUCGUCCGUAUGUACUGGUGUGGAUGCUUGCUUGCAGUCGGACAACAAGGUUCGAGCUGAAGGGCUUCAUCAAGUACAACACAAGAAUGCUUCAUCGUCCAAGCUACAGCAGUGUGUUGACCAUCCAUUAGCAGAAACUGCAGACGAUAUGAAACCUUUUCAAAACUCUGAAAACAAUUGGCACAAUGAAGACGUCUUUAUUGCCUCCGACUUAUCAACUGCCAUGGAGGAUAAUGCCAAAGUGAAGAAUAACCCUCAAACAGUUUCAUCACAUGAAAAUACUAUGUCCCAUCAUGAGAAUGAAAACAGUAUUGCAAUAAAUGAUGAAGAAACCCGACCUGUGCGACCGUCCACUCUGCAAACAAUUCGUCCCAAGAAGAAAAUCAGACCGAAUGUGGAAUUAUUUGAUGAUGAAGAUGUCGAAGCUGACAACUGCACUCCACCAGUUGACUGUAUGUUGGGGGAUAUAGAUGACCUCCAGACUCCAGAAGAUUUGGAUACUCCUGAAGAAAUCGAUCCAGAAGGCUUGGAAGUUGACUGGGAAAGUGAGACUCCACUAGAGUCUCCCAGUACCAUUCCUGAAUACACUGCUGAACAAGAAAACACUGAUUCGAAACACUGGAAAUCAAUCGUAAUUGGGGAAAAGCAUUUCCGUAUUGAUAUGAAAGUAGUGGAACCUUACAAGAAGAUAUUAUCUCAUGGAGGUUAUAUGGGUGAAGAUCUCAAUGCAAUCAUUGUGUUCUCUGGUUGUUUCCUUCCGGAUCGAGGACGAAAAGAUUACAACUAUGUUAUGGAUAAUCUUUUCUUAUACGUAACAAGUACUUUGGAGCAACUCGUGGCUGAGGAUUAUAUGAUCGUGUUCUUUCAUGGUGCCACACCUCGCCGACAGAUGCCUGGCUUCAGCUGGCUGAAGCGAUGCUACCAAAUGAUUGAUCAUAGAUUAAAGAAAAAUUUGAAAGCUUUGCUCUUGGUCCAUCCUACUUUAUGGUUAAAGACGAUUGUUAUGAUGACUCGACCAUUUAUAAGUUCAAAAUUCUACUCAAAACUCCAUUAUGUGAAAACUCUGGAAGAAUUAUCUAAAAUGGUUCCAAUGGAACAUAUUUAUGUGCCUGAUCAAGUGAAAUUGUAUGAUGAACACUACUCCAGUUACCACUCCAAUUCUACACCUUCUACCCCCUCCUCACCCACCACAUUCUUAGCACCAAGAUGAUUAACAGAUUGGACCGAUUGAUGAAACUCAACCCAAAAACUGUUUGUCAAGAACGCUCACAGAAGAACAGUUUCUUUCCUGAUAUUCCAGCAAAUUCCAGCUCAAACAACUAGUUCUGCUGAUAACAGCCCACAACAAACAUUACGAAUAGUCUCCACCAGUCUGCAGCAUUCUAUCCUUGCUGCCAUUUUUAAUCCCACCAAAGCUGCUGCUACUAAACCAAACGGACAACAGAAUUUCUAGUGCAACUUCACUGCUGCAUCAAACAGCACCCAGCUGGCCUCAAUGAAGUACCACAGCCUCAGUAGCAACAAAUGUUAUUAUCAACAACAACAACAACUUUAGCUGGUUCCCACCUUUUCAACAGCUUCUCUUUGUAUGUCGAAAGAAAAACCAAAAAAAAAAAAAAAAUCAGCUUUUCUAGUCAUAUCACUGAUAAGAAGAUAUUUUCACCUACCUUCACACCACAAUAAUAAUAAUAAUAAUAAUAACUAUUUCUGCUGUUUCUUUAACACUUGUUACUUUCCUGCAACAGCUUGGUUCAAGGACGACUUCCCUUUGGACACAACUGAGCUUUCUAUUGCAAAAGUCAACUGAUUCUUAGUUUCUGACAUUUUGUCUUUCUAGUAAUUAAAAUGUCAGGGCAAAAUACCACAAAAGCUGUCAUACAAAUGGGUUUUAUUAUUAUUAUUACUGUUAUUGUUGUUAUUAUGAUUGAUUUUUUAACUUUAACUGAGUUUCUUCCCAUCGCUCCUGAACCAUUUCAGCAGAUCUCAUGGAUAUUAUUAAUUGUUCUUCUGGAUUCCAAUAAAUUCUGUAGCAGGAACUUAAAAGAUUCACAAAGUUAUUUGAAUGGCAGAAAUUCCUCUCAGCUAAGUGACUCAUAGACUUGUUUUCUUUUUUUUUUAACAUUAGAAAAAUGUUUGAUCAUAAAUUUCUGUCUUUAAGUAUUCAGCUUUGAUGGAUAUAAGUUAUAUGGUCGAAUUAAUUUCUAAACUGAAGGAAAAAACAAUGAGUUUUUUAGGUUUUUUUAUUAUUCAACAGCUUUCUUCAGAUUGCCACAUGGAAGGCAGAUUUAUAAAUAUAUAUAAUGUCUGUUAAAGCUUUUCACAGACUUUGCUGCUACCAAAGGAAUUGUACAGCAUUUCGACAAACAAUUUGCAUAACAAACAUCAUGAGAUUUGCUUCUUUUUUUUUUUUUUUUUGUAAAGGAAAUUGUUAUAAAGUUGACUAAUUUCUAGGAUGGGAUAUUUUGAUGCCACAGACUUGAAUAACCCUUAUUUACAAAUGUAAAACUAUUUAUGUGAAUGACGUUAAAUAAAAAAAGGGGACCAAAAUAACUAAUUUCUACCUGGUACUUUAUAAUUUACAUUUCGUUUAUUUAAGGAAAUUAAAUAUUUCUUAAUCGGUUUCUUUUUAGAUAACUCUUUUUUUUUUGCUUAGUUCCCUCUGUCUCAUAAAUAUUUUCAACAACAAUUUUAUCUUAAAACAAUCCAUGUACUUUGUUAGAAUCAAAGUAAUUAAUUGUAGCAGUUUUAUUUUUCGUUACUUUAGUCUGAUGAAAUGCUCUUGAAAAGCAUGGAUUACAAAUAGUUUUUUUGUUUUUAAAUUUAUUUAAAUUGUUAUAUUUACUUGUUUGUUAUUGGAAAAAAUCCUUCUGGGACUCAGAGCCAUUUCGUAUCAUGGCUGUAUUUUUUCUAUUGUUAUUUUAGUUAUCAUUUGCCAAAAUUUUAAAAAUAACUAAAAAAAAAAGACCAUUUUACCGAAUAUUUUACCAUCCCUUGAAUUUGCUCUCUGUUACAAUUCAGUGAUUUUUUUUCAGCCAUUCUCCAAUCCUCAAAGAGUCCAAGAUGCAAGGGUGUAAAUAAGUAUUAUAGAGGAAGGCAACACAGUUGUCAGCUGUUUACGGAACCAAAAUAAGAAACAAUGAAACUAUUGGUUGCUACUUCAUUCCUUUAUCAUUCACACAAAAUUUAUUUUAAAACCGUCUUAUUUUGGGUUUAACAUUUUAGUUCGUCAUGGAAUCACAGAUAUUUUAUAAAUUCAUGACGGUUCUGUCUGACCAAAUUAGGCAGAAUCCCUUACUGUGCCGGACAAAAUACUUAGCAGUAUUUCUUCCAGUUUUACAUUCUGAGUUCAAAUGCUGCCAAGGUUGACUUUCCUUUCAACCUUUUGAGGUCAAUAAAAUAAGUACCAGUUGUGUACAGGGGUCAAUGUAAUUGACUUACCCUCCCCUAAAAUUGCUGGCCUUGUGCCAAAAUUUGAAACCCUUAUUAUUUAGUUAACACUGUCCACUUCACAGCUAACAGAUUGUUCAAUGUUAUCCAUGCUCUUUAACAUAAUCAACCCACACGAUUUACUCACCACCACACAUCAAAUUCUAUUUUAAUUCUACAGCUUCUUGUUCCAUCUCAUUAAUAUUUGCAGGAAAAGCAAGAAGAGUGUUUUUAGUUUAGCAAACCAUCGAUCUGUAUAUAUAACCCAUCAUUAUCUUCCAUAUAAACUGGCAUUUCUUGGGAAAUGGUGAGCUGAUAGCUAUUGGGUCCUAAGAGACUGAAACGUUAGAAAGAUGACAGAGCUUUCCCUUCCAAACUGAAAAUUGCUUUUAGUUUUGUUUUGUUAAAUUUAUUUUUCUGACUUCUAUAACUAAUGAGAAAAUAUAGUUGUACGGAUGUGGGUUGUCUGUAUGAGAGAGAAAGAAUGCAAAAGAAAAAGCGAAUAUAUUUUAUUUCCUCACUUUUGAGGAGGCAUGUCCCCCGCUUCUGUGGGCAUUCACCUUUGCUAUGUUCCGACAUGAACUUAUAUUUUGAUGCAUAAUUUUACAGCCUUCCUUUUGAUCAGCCCUCCUAUACAACAUUGAAGACUGUCAGUUCGUUAGUUAUUUUUGGGUUUUUUUAUACAAUAUAUGAUAUGACAACUUUCUUAUUUCUAUCAUUAAAAUAUAAGUUGGGUUUUUUUUACAUACAAUUUUCUUUUUCUUCCACAUUGGUGAUUUCAGAUCUGAAAUCCAAACCCAAAGAAGAUAGAAUAUUCUAGAAAAGAAAAACAAAAAGGUGUUGAAAAGGGUGUGAGGAAGAUAAUUUUUUUUUUUAUCAGUAAAACAAUGUUUCACUUUGAAAUUGUCUUAGCUCCACUUUUAUAUUUGAUUAGCAAUCUAUAAUGGAAAAUUAUUGAUUCUACCUUGAUGGUAUCUGCCCGGUUAUAACUUGUAAGCAAGGAGUAUAUUUAUUGUGAAUUUGCAUAUUGGUCAGUGUACAGACAUGGGGGGGGGGAUACAAAGGAAUGCAGUUUGGAAUGAAUCAGCCAUGCAGAUAUAGGGGGUGUUUUUAAUUAGGGAGUGUGUUCAAUAGUGGGACACACUCGAACCCUAGCUUCUCAUUGACAUGUAUUUUCUAGGUUUAUAAAAGUCAGAAAAGAUGAGAUUUUUUCUCAAUGAAGUGAAGAUUUCUUCACAUCAGGAAUUAAAAAUAAGAUGCAAAUUCAUUUGGGAAGAAGUAUUACAAGUUCUUUUUAGCUUUUAGGUAUAUUUCUCUUAGAGACAGAGAAAAAUAUAGCUGAGACAUCUUUAGCUUUAUUCACAUUUACACACACAAAGGAAGUGAUGAGCAAAAGCUUGGAGAAAGUUCUGCAAAAGCUAUCAGAUCCCUCAUCAUUUCAUUCUGUACAGGUGUAGAUUAAAUCUUAGUGGCUUUCCCCUCACAAUUUACGAUUUCAUUUAUUCUGUCUUCAUCAUGGAAUUACUAACGACACUCAUCUUGAAGCAAUUAGAUUAAUUAUGCUUUUUUUUUUUUUUUUUUUUCAUUUAUAAAUUUGAUAUAGAAUUUUAUAGAUACUGAAUAGAAAAAACUGUGGAUGUAACCGAUUCAAGUACUAAGGUCCAAUAUAUACAGUUAAUCACACCCACCCCCUUGUCAAAAUUGCUGGCCUUGUGCCUAUAACAAAGGAUUAUUAUGCAUCACUGUUCAGCAAUCAAAAUUCCUACACAGCAUUCAUUUGCUAAAAUAAUUUCUCAAUUGCUUUAAGAAAAAAAAGUCCUGGGGGUCAAUUCUUUUGACUAAAAUUCAUCAAAGCGCUGCCCCAGCAUGACCAGUCUUAUGGCUGAAGCAAGUAAAAGAGAAAUACACAUUUCAGUAGUAUCUUCUUUUGUUUAACUUUUGUUUUUCCUCGUAUUUUAGAAAUAUUACAAUUGAGAUUUUUUUUAUUCCCUUCAAUGUUUGAGAAAAGACAGUUUCACCUAUCCGCCCCACCCCUCCGUCUGUGCUAAAUAUAAACAAAAAAAAGUGUUUAAUUUGUAGUUUGAACUUUGGUUGGUUGUUUUCAACAACAUUACUGUCUAAUUUUUAUAUAUAUAUAAAUAAGAAUAAAUCUAUUUCAUUGAUAAAUCUUGUGCAAUUGCAAUAUUUAGUCCAAGUGCUCACCAAAUAACAAGACAAUCUGUGAUACUCGUGUUAGAAAUGUUUUGUGUGUCGAUAUAUAUAUAUAAAGCAGGUUUUGCAGCUGCUGCACAAUAGCCUUCCCCAUUUCCCUUGCUUCAUGAAUAAUUAUAACGCAUACCACUACCCCGACCCAUGAACACUGAAAGAAAAAAAAAAAAAAAUUCCACUUCAAGAAGAAAACCAUUUAAAGUUCUAUGAAACAUUUCUCAACAUUUAGUUUGGUAAUUUUCAGUUUAAAAGUGAAAGUGAAAUAUUUACAUUAUAUUAAUUAUUUUUUUCAAGUUAAAAUUUGUUUUCUUUCAAAUUGAAAAGUUUCAUUUUCUAUGUAUUCUAGUUUAGAGUCCCUACAGUAACUGAGUUAUGGGGUAACUUUUCCAAUACCAGUGAAUGUAUUUCUUAAGUAUUUCACUUAAUUCCUCAAACGAGACUGUCGCUACCCGGAUAUAACCCAAGUUUGUUAAAUUUCAAUACAAACACAUUUCUGCACGCACAUCAAAAAGAAAUUUUAAAAUACCAAAACAUUAAUGGUUCAUAAAUUUUUUUAAAGUUCUCAGUGUAACAGAAAACAAAAUUUAAAUUGCUCAUCUUAACAACGUUGUUACUAUAUAAUCAGCUUUUCCUUAGAAUUUUAGUUUAAAAUUUUUGACUACACACUUGUCAGAAGUUGAUAGCUUUGAUUAGAGCUCUGUAACUAUGUUACCAACGACAAAGCUUCUUCAUAUAAGGCAUUAAAAAUACAUCAAAUUUAAGGAAUUUCUUCCAAAAGAGGAUUUCUUUUUAGAGAGUAUAUUUGAGCUUUCAUUGCACUGUUUUAUAGCCCAAUAUUUUUAGACUAAAUUGAAGAUUUUGCCUUCAAAUUAAACUGAAACACAGGUCCUGUUGUGAAAGAAAAUCUUUCAACUGAUCUAUUGUUGGGUGGAGAGAAUGAAAUCCUUAUAUUAAAAGCUUUUGAUAAAUUAGAUGAAGCUUUCAGGUCGAUCUGGUAAUAUAAAAUGUAAUAGAUUUUAGAUGCUCAACAGAGAAAGGAACAUGAUCUCCAACUGGCAGUUGUUGAAAGAAAUAGCCUGUUGAAUGUGUACAUACAGAAAGAGAGAGAGACAUAUUAAUAGAUCUAACACUUGAGGAUUAGAAAUCUUAUAUUCUGUAAAGAUUUGCUGCUGAACUUUCACGGCUCACAUCUCAAGUGUGUCUGUUUUAGUUGAGGAUGCAUUCAAUCUAAACUUGGUUCCGAAUAACAAUUUAACAGAUUAAAAGAAAAAAAAGAGAAUUAAAUAAUGAAUUUCUAAUGAAAACCUAGUCAAAGUUCUAUUAUUCUCCCUCUGCUUAAUUCAUUAAGAAAAUAAAUUUUUUCCAUAUAAUUAGUAGACAAAUGUUGCUGUUGCUAGUGAAAAACCACAAAUUGU
Octopus sinensis (East Asian common octopus) is the source of this 11125-nucleotide messenger RNA. RefSeq names its product protein prune homolog 2. Gene Ontology annotation, molecular function: exopolyphosphatase activity. Gene Ontology annotation, cellular component: cytoplasm. Bases 490 to 5286 code for a protein of 1598 amino acids. The record is from RefSeq and is a predicted model, not a curated record. NCBI's taxonomy places the organism in Eukaryota, Metazoa, Mollusca, Cephalopoda, Octopoda, Octopodidae. The transcript has 20 exons.